AUGUCAGAGCCAAAUUUGUCCGCAAAUACUGCAAAUCCGCUCAAUGACCAUGCAGAUGGGGAAGAGGCGCCGCAAACCACGAUAUUUUCGAAUCAGCCGCCCAUUUUCAUACUCCCCACUCAUCUACCGAUAGAUCGCCUUGACAGCAUCGAGAACACAGUAGUCUUGAACGGAGGAACAUUGACUUAUGAUAUCGCCGAGGCUGGCAUCGUUCUGGGAAAAGUAGCCCAGAAAAAACGAGGUGCACUUGAGCUGCGUUCCCGAGGGCUGUGGACCGAAGAGCUUCCAGAUCUGACAAAGCGCUCCACUCUCAUGAAUGAUGACAACGAGCCUCCAUCGAAAAGAAGAAAGACGUCACCGGGUCAUCCAGGACCGCCUGCAGGAGUUGAGGUCGUUGAUCUCGGCACAGAGUCCGAAUCCGAAGAGGAUGGAGUGCGAAGUCGCCAUGAUCCAGCCAGACAUCUGGCACUAGCCACCGAAGUACCUGAACCAAAAGACAGCGUCACGCUACUCUCACUAGACUGGCUUCAUCAAUCCGUUGCAGCUGGGAGAGUCCUUCCGCGAAACUCAUUUGUGGUAUUCAGGGGACGCAAGAUUGUGAGACCAGCUGCUGGCCCAAAUCUUGCUCCGCCAGCAGUAACAUUGCCCUUGCAACAGAACAGAAGCGGAAUCUUGCAACGUGCAAAGGAAGAUGCUUUCUCGCAGCCUUCUGCAGCCUCAUCUCAGCAUUCUAAUCUUCGACGCUCCAAAGAGCCUCCUGGCGGACAAGAUAGCCAGCGUCAGGUCCCAACACUAUAUCGGCAAACUACAUCAGAACAUGACGAGGUGGCUAAUUUGCCUCCACAGCCGGAUUGGGUGCGCGAUCGAGUUGCUUAUGCAUGCAUGCGCUCGGCACCCUUGCACCCGCCAAAUGAGGACUUCAUCGCUCAGCUCGUGAAGAUUCGUCGCAUCAGGGAACUAACUCUAGAUGAAAUUGGUGUACGUGCGUAUAGUACUUCCAUCGCAGCGAUUGCAGCAUAUCCGUACGUCAUCAAGCGGCCAAGUGAGAUUCUCGCAUUGCCGGGAUGCGAAGUCAAAAUUGCAAAUCUCUUUGCAGAGUAUCAGCAGCGCGGAACUUGCAAUCACACGGAUGAAGAUGGAAAUAUUAGUGCAGCCGACGCCUUGGAGACUGAUCCUGUUCUUCAAGUCCUGAAUCAAUUCAAUUUGAUAUGGGGAGUUGGCGUCAAGACUGCGAGAGACUUCUACUACCAUCGCGGAUGGAGGGAUCUGGACGAUAUUGUCGAGCAUGGGUGGAAUUCUUUGUCUCGUGUACAGCAAAUCGGGGUGAAGUUCUUCGAUGAAUUCUUACAGGGAGUGUCUCGUCGUGACUCAGAGAUCAUUGCCGAGACCGUGCGUGACCAUGCCAACAGGGUGCGACCCGAAGCAAAAGGCAACAUUGAAUGUGUCCUAGUUGGAGGCUAUCGACGAGGAAAAGAAAUGAGCGGCGACGUGGAUGUCAUCGUUACGCAUCGCGAUCCGACUAUCACCGAGAGCCUCAUUGUUGACCUCGUGGCUAGCCUUGAGACCGAGAAAUAUGUUACACAUACAUUGUCCCUUCACUUGACUGCGACGCACCGCGACCAACAAACCCUCACGUACCGAGGAGACGAGCCUGGCAGACACUUUGACACUCUUGAUAAGGCGUUAGUCGUCUGGCAAGAUCCCGAGUUCGACAAGUCUCUCAAGAAAAAUCCAAAUAGACAUCGUCGCGUGGACAUAAUCAUAUCGCCUUGGCAGACCGUCGGUUGCGCCAUUCUGGGUUGGUCAGGCGAUACCACCUUUGAACGAGAUCUGAGAAGAUACGUGAAGAAGGCGCAUGGAUGGAAGUUUGACUCUAGCGGCGUGCGUCAGCGCACCGCAGGAGGCCGAGUGAUGGAUCUGGAGGAAGGAGGAGAAACAUGGCAAGAGCGAGAGCGAUUGCUCAUGGAACGACUCGGCAUAGGAUGGAGGCCUCCUCAUGAAAGAUGUACUCGCUGA
Molecule: messenger RNA, 2016 nt
Organism: Penicillium diatomitis
Lineage: Eukaryota; Fungi; Ascomycota; Eurotiomycetes; Eurotiales; Aspergillaceae
Product: type-X family DNA polymerase
Exons: 1
Coding region: 1-2016 (671 amino acids)
Biological process (GO): double-strand break repair via nonhomologous end joining
Cellular component (GO): nucleus
Molecular function (GO): DNA-directed DNA polymerase activity; DNA binding
Source: RefSeq, a predicted model, not a curated record